Molecule: messenger RNA, 543 nt
Organism: Pelodiscus sinensis (Chinese soft-shelled turtle)
Lineage: Eukaryota; Metazoa; Chordata; Testudines; Trionychidae
Source: RefSeq, a predicted model, not a curated record
AUGCUGCCUCUCCCAGCCAGCGCCAGCCAUGGAGAAAACCGUGGUGCUCAUUACAGGCUGCUCCACGUGCCCCUGGCCAGGGCCGCCUCCCGCCGGUUUAAAGUCUACGCCACCAUGCGCAACCUGGCCAAGAAGGAGCGGCUGCUGGAGAGCGUGCGGGGCUGCCACGCCGGCACCCUGCAGAUCCUGCAGCUGGAUGUCACGGACCCGCUGUCGCUCGCCCAGGCCACGCAGCAGGUGCAGGAGCAGCGUGUCGACGUGCUGGGGGUCCCCUUCAACGCCGUGUACUGCGCCAGCAAGUUUGCAGUGGAAGGGCUGUGCGAGAGCCUGGCUGUGGGCCUGCACGUCACGCUGAUCGAGUGCGGCCCGGUCAAUACCAGCUUCCUGGCCAACCUGCAGAGCGCGGAACUGCCGGGCCUGGACCCCCAGACCCAGGCCCUGUACAGCCAGUACCUGCAGCACUGCCAGAGCCUCUUCCGCGACGUGGCCCAGGACACCGACGACGUCCUGCAGCCAAAAUUAAUAGAUGUUCGUGGUCCCUAA